AUGACAGUAGAGGAAGAUCCAGACACAUCCACCAUGACAGAAGAAAAUUAUCCAGACACAUCCACCAUGGCAGAAGAGGAGGAUCCACACACAUCCACCAUGACAGAAGAAAAUGAUCCAGACACAUCCACCAUGGCAGUAGAGGAGGAUCCACACACAUCCACCAUGGCAGAAGAAAAUGAUCCAGACACAUCCACCAUGGCAGAAGAGGAGGAUCCACACACAUCCACCAUGGCAGAAGAAAAUGAUCCAGACACAUCCACCAUGGCAGAAAAGGGGGAUCCAGACACAUCCACCAUGGCAGAAGAGGGGGAUCCAGAUACAUCCACCAUGGCAGAAGAGGGGGAUCCAGAUACAUCCACCAUGGCAGAAGAGGGGGAUCCAGAUACAUCCACCAUGGCAGAAGAGGGGGAUCCACACACAUCCACCAUGACAGAAGAAAAUGAUCCAGACACAUCCACCAUGGCAGUAGAGGAGGAUCCACACACAUCCACCAUGGCAGAAGAAAAUGAUCCAGACACAUCCACCAUGGCAGAAGAGGAGGAUCCACACACAUCCACCAUGGCAGAAGAAAAUGAUCCAGACACAUCCACCAUGGCAGAAAAGGGGGAUCCAGACACAUCCACCAUGGCAGAAGAGGGGGAUCCAGAUACAUCCACCAUGGCAGAAGAGGGGGAUCCAGAUACAUCCACCAUGGCAGAAGAGGGGGAUCCAGAUACAUCCACCAUGGCAGAAGAGGGGGAUCCAGAUACAUCCACCAUGGCAGAAGAGGGGGAUCCAGACACAUCCACCAUGGCAGAAGAGGGGGAUCCAGACACAUCCACCAUGGCAGAAGAGGGGGAUCCUUGA
This is a messenger RNA of Oncorhynchus tshawytscha (Chinook salmon), 849 nucleotides long. RefSeq names its product suppressor protein SRP40-like. The record is from RefSeq and is a predicted model, not a curated record. The coding region runs from base 1 to 849 and encodes 282 amino acids. The transcript has a single exon. NCBI's taxonomy places the organism in Eukaryota, Metazoa, Chordata, Actinopteri, Salmoniformes, Salmonidae.